AUGGAUAUUUCAAAUUAUGUUGCAAAUUUUCAUUUUGACGAAAAAUAUGCUGCAGCUUUUGAAAAUGCAGAUAUAAGUACAAUUGAUCUCUUAACUCUUGAUAUCUCUGAUUUGGAGAAGCGGACAAAUCGUAAUAAAGAUGAGCUUAUUCAAAUUGUACAACAGGUUUUUCUUUUACUUCGUCCUAAGAGAAAAGUUGCGUCACGAAUAAGCCAGAGUUUUUUAACAACUGGAGAUCGAAUACUGGAUCAGAAGCUUCACGGAGGCAUUCCCGUUGGUCAAUUGACUGAAAUUUGCGGUGAGAGUGGUUCUGGAAAAUCUCAACUAUGUAUGCAGCUUUGUUUAAUGGUCCAACUUCCUCGUGCUUUUGGUGGCUUAAAUAAAGCGGCCGUGUUUAUAUCCACCGAAUCGGGGCUUGAAACAAAGCGUUUAUUUGAACUGGCAAAAUAUUUACCAGAUCGAUUUCCUGAAGCUGAAGAAAGCGACGUAUUUAUUCGGAAUCCUGGUGACAGGGUAUAUACCAUCCUUUGUCCAGAUUUGGAAUCUCAAGAACAUAUUAUUCAAUACCAGCUUCCUAUACUAUUUGAACGCGAUAGUAUAGGACUAGUUGUACUAGACAGCGUUGCUGCUAAUUAUCGUGCUGAAUUGAGGUAUAAUCGGUCAAAAAGCCAUUACACGGAUUUGAAUAAUAUUGCCACCAGAGGAAAUCAAUUGGGAAAACUUGCAUCUAUACUUCGUGAUCUUAGUCGACGGCAUGAAGCAGCUGUCGUUAUUGCAAACCAAGUGAGUGAUCGACUCACUCGGGAUUACGGCGCAAUCGGGCUGUUUAGCUUAGACUAUCAGUCUCAGUGGUUCAAUGGAUGGGAUGAUUUGGAUCCUAAUCCUAAGAUACCUUCCUUGGGUCUUGUUUGGACAAAUAAUGUUAACACGAGAUUGGCUCUUAUUAAGCGUACUGAUAAUGCAGCUGUGAAAGCAAGAAGGACACUACGAGUUGUUUACUCUCCAAAUGCUGCACGAAUCGAUGUUCCAGUAUUUAUAGGUUCUAUGGGUAUUUUUGUUCCCAAGGAAGAAAAAGACGCUUUGAACCCCUUAUUAUAA
Messenger RNA from Schizosaccharomyces cryophilus OY26, 1098 nucleotides. Its product is annotated as RecA family ATPase Rhp57. NCBI's taxonomy places the organism in Eukaryota, Fungi, Ascomycota, Schizosaccharomycetes, Schizosaccharomycetales, Schizosaccharomycetaceae. Gene Ontology annotation, biological process: telomere maintenance via recombination; t-circle formation; resolution of mitotic recombination intermediates. The record is from RefSeq and is a predicted model, not a curated record. The transcript is spliced from 2 exons. Bases 1 to 1098 code for a protein of 365 amino acids. Gene Ontology annotation, cellular component: Rad51C-XRCC3 complex; replication fork. Gene Ontology annotation, molecular function: four-way junction DNA binding; ATP binding; ATP-dependent DNA damage sensor activity.